Molecule: messenger RNA, 5052 nt
Organism: Leptonychotes weddellii (Weddell seal)
Lineage: Eukaryota; Metazoa; Chordata; Mammalia; Carnivora; Phocidae
Source: RefSeq, a predicted model, not a curated record
GGGUGCCGGGGAGCCCCGGCUUUGUUUCUGGGGCUGGGAUGCACGGUUUCUCAACUCCGUUCUCCACCCCCAUCCCCCCGCGCAGGAAACGCCCAGAACCACCCCGCGCUGUGGUCUACAAAGCCCGGAGCGUCCGAAGGCGGGAGGGGUUGGGCGAGCCCGGGAGGCAGGAGGAUCCCCACGGCACAGGCUCACGCCCGGCUCCCCGAUCAGGCCGCCUCCAGCCGCAUGAAGACCCCCAGGCCGGGGCUGAGAGCCUGGAGCAGCCCGAACUGAAAUCUUGUGGCGGCCUUAGAGCGUUAGACAGGAUGCGGCUGGGCCGCCGGGCCCUCUGUGUGCUGGUCCUGCUGCUCGCCUGCGCCUCGCUGGGGCUCCUGUACGUGAGCACCCGGGACGCGCCGGGCCUCCGGGCACCUCUUGCGCUGUGGGCGCCCCUGCAGGCCCCCCCAAGACCAGAACUGCCAGACCUUGCGCCCGAGCCCCGCUAUGCACACAUCCCGGUCAGGAUCAAGGAGCAAGUGGUGGGGCAGCUCUCUGGGAACAACUGUAGCUGUGAGUCCAGUGGAGGGAGCCUUUACCUACCCUUCCAGAGGCAGGUUGGAGCCAUUGACUUCACCAAGGCCUUUGACCCUGAGGAGCUGAGGGCUGCCUCAGCCUCCAGGGAGCAAGAGUUCCAGGCCUUCCUUUCCAGGAGCCAGUCUGCUGCGGACCAGCUGCUCAUAGCCCCUGCCAACUCCCCUCUUCAGUACCCCCUGCAAGGUGUGGAGGUCCAGCCCCUCCGGAGCAUCUUGGUGCCAGGGCUGAGCCUGCAGGCAGCUUCUGGUCAGGAGCUUUACCAGGUGAACCUGACCGCCUCCUUAGGCACCUGGGAUGUGGCAGGGGAAGUGACUGGAGUGACUCUCACUGGAGAGGGGCAGCCAGAUCUCACCCUCACCAGCCCAGGGCUGGACCAACUCAACCGGCAGCUUCAACUGGUCACUUAUAGCAGCCGAAGCUACCAGGCAAACACAGCAGACACAGUCCGGUUCUCCACGGAGGGACAUGAGGCUGCUUUUACCAUCCGCAUAAGACACCCCCCCAACCCUCGGCUGUACCCAUCUGGGUCUCUACCCCAGGGAGCCCAGUACAACAUCAGCGCCCUGGUCACCAUCGCUACUAAGACCUUCCUGCGUUACAAUCGGCUACGGACACUCAUCGCCAGCAUCCGCCGCUUCUACCCAACGGUCACCGUGGUCAUCGCCGACGACAGCGACAAGCCAGAGAGCAUUAGCGGCCCCCACAUCGAGCACUAUCUCAUGCCUUUUGGCAAGGGCUGGUUCGCAGGCCGGAACUUGGCCGUAUCCCAAGUAACCACCAAGUACGUCCUGUGGGUGGACGACGACUUCGUCUUCACGGCGCGGACGCGGCUGGAGAGGCUUGUGGACGUGCUGGAGCGGACGCCGCUGGACCUGGUCGGCGGCGCUGUGCGCGAGAUCUCCGGCUUCGCCACCACCUACCGGCAAAUGCUGAGCGUGGAGCCCGGCGCGCCGGGCCGCGGGAACUGCCUCCGGCAAAGGCGCGGCUUCCACCACGAGCUCGUCGGCUUUCCAGGCUGCGUGGUCACGGACGGCGUGGUCAACUUCUUCCUGGCGCGCACCGACAAGGUGCGCGAGGUCGGUUUCGACCCACGCCUCAGCCGCGUGGCGCAUCUCGAAUUCUUCCUGGAUGGGCUUGGUUCCCUUCGAGUGGGCUCCUGCUCAGACGUCGUUGUGGAUCAUGCAUCUAAGCUGAAGCUGCCUUGGACAUCAAGGGAUGUGGGGGCAGAGACUUACGCUCGGUACCGUUACCCAGGAUCACUGGAUGAAAGUCAGGUGGCCAAACAUCGCCUACUCUUCUUCAAACACCGGCUGCAGUGCAUGACCUCGGAAUGAUGGCCACUAGGGGCCUUCAAACUGUCAGGCUGGGCCUGCCUCCUUUUCCCUGCCAGGAAUUUCUAGAAAAUCCCAGGAAUUUCUAGCAAACCCCACCAUCCGGUGACCACUCCACUGACUGUCCCUGAUCCCCUUCAGAAUCUGAUCCCAAAUAGGGGCUUGUUCUGGUGACACUCCUCCUUUCUGCGAGUGCCCAGGGUUAGGGACGUGAUGGAGCCAUAACUCGUCCCACAGCCAGUGCCAAGUCCUCCCCCUGCCUCCUUCUCAUGGGGCAGGAAGUGGGGGGGGGGUGUCAACUUUCCAAGUGCCAAAGAGCCCAUGGGGACUCUAAGAACCUAAAGUGGAAAUACUCUCCUCUCAUCUCCUUGGGACUGAGGGGGUGGGGAAGCCCCCCCACGUGUGUUCCCAGGGCUGUGCCCCUCUCCCUCAUCUCUGGACCGAGGACUCUGUGCAUAGGCUCCAGCCCCAACCCCCUCCUCCACCCCAUGGAGAGAACUGGUGACUCUGGAGCUGGGGUGAGGGCUGGUGAACACACAAGUGAAAGCCAUUUUUAGUUGUGUCUGCAGUGCUGUGGGCAUGGAGAAAGGGGCACCAGGGCUCAGUGUGCGGACACCCAGGCUCACUUCAUGAACCCCAGAGGCUCUCAGCUUUAUUUUAUUAGUUACAUGAAGUAAGGGGACUCCACACACACAUAUUGCUGGGGCCCUCCACACUCCAGAUGACUGGGUCAGACCCACACUGUGCAAGUCUUUGGACCAGUAGGCUCCUGGAAAAGAGAGGGGAACGUGUCAGGGACAGCUUAGGUACCGUCCUCCCUCACUCAGCAUUUGGCAGCCCUCUGAGGGGCACACCACCCCACUUUGAAACCUUAGCUCCUCAGCUCUUCAUGCAGAGCUGGGCCCCAUCUCCCUGGCUUCGCCUUACAUUGACUCAUCAUUUCAUCCCCCCUCCCUCCUCUAGGUUCCUUCUCAGUCCCCUGCCCAAAACCCUCGGCCUAGGUCCUCAGCCACUGACUCACAUGUGACCUGCUAUAGCCCAGCACCUCCUGGAUUUCACUCCUGUUGCUAUUGCCCCCUCACCAGUCUCUCCAGGGCAUGAGCAGCUGCAUCCUGGACACUAACAAACAGCUGUUCUGGGGUCACUCUGUCCAGGAGUCCUGCCUGGGUCAGUGUCCCCAGCACUGAGGCUGUGUAGAGAGGCGGGUCAGGUUCUUAGCUCUUAAAUCCACACCGUGUCCUUUUCCCUCCCCCAAGUGUCCGGUCAUUCCCCAGGCUCCAGGUCCCUCCAGCCUCCACACCUCUCACCAUUACACUGAGCCAGGAGAAGGUGGAUCCCAGCAUCUCGGCAUCGGCUGGCCAGCUGUGGAGAUGGGGCAGGGGGUCAAAUCCUACGUCAGAGGGAAUGCAUGGGAUACUAAGGGGACUUUCUCCUCAACCUACCCUGCCCCUCACCUGUAGCACUUCUCUGGCUCCAGCAGCAUCUGCAAAGGCGAUACCACUGCAGUCUAGGACCACCACUCUGACGGGCUCAGCAACUAGGAUGGGAGAAGACAGGGGUAGCCGGACGCCCCCGCGGGUCGCGCCCAAGUCUCCCUCCUUGUCACCCCGUCUCACCUGCAUCAGGUGGGCUAUCUGUCUUUGGAGCCCCCUGUGAGUAGAGAAGGGCAGUUACCAUCUCCAAGACACAAGCAUGAACGUGCGCCCCUUCAGAAGACGCACCCGCCUCCCUCGCCCAGAGAAGCCACACUCCCCUCUGACCAGGUCUCUCACCUUGCCUCCUUCUCCAAGCCCCAGGUGCCACUCCAGGCUACGGCGAAACUGCCCACGGGUCCCAAAGUAGAGCGGUGAUGGAUAGCUCAGGAUGCAGAGCCCCGGGACCUUGAGGAGCUAAGAGGGCAGAGGGUCAGAAAAACACCCGGGUCUAGUCUUCCCUUCCCUCUUCAUCUGUAGCCCACCCACCUUGUGGCUCUCUCUGAGUGGUCUGUAGAGCUCCGUCCCCUCGGCAAGUCCAAGUGCCAGGCACUGCACCCUGGGCAGGAAGCUGGGGUCAGAUUCCCAGCCUGACCUGGCUGGAGAGUCACUCCAGGCACCUGUUCUCUCCCCACCGCUCUUCCCAACUCCUCUCAUCUCUCCUCCCACCUCUGGGUGCGGCAGACCACAGUCAUCAUGGAGAAGACCACACCAAUGGCCAGGCCCAGGUCCACACUCAGGAUCACUACGGCCACCCAUGUGACCAUCCAUACAGCCUGCAGGACAGGGGCGGGAGUGAAAUGCCAGGCGAUCACUGCUAGGUAAAGAGGUCCACAGGCGGUGCUGGCCAAGGCAAACGAUAGGGAGGGAUGGCCCAGGAGAAGGUAGAAAGAAUGACAGGAGGAGGGGACAGGACUGACCCAACAGGGGGUAUACACCAAAUGUAAUGACCCCAGACCUUGCACCAGCUGGGGAGGUACAAAUAUUCAGGCCUGAAGGGGUUCAAACCCCACCCUCUACCUUGUGUCUGAGUAAUGGGAUUAGAAGGUAUGCAUGUUGAGGGGGGCAGAGUGGGGGGACUACAGAACUUAGGACCAGGACAAUUAGCUGCAAACCAGGGCAGAAGCUGGGGAUGCUGGGAAAUGGGAGGGGGCAAUCUGGGGUAAUCCUGCCACUUCUCACAAAGUCCAAGCGGCUGAUGCGCCAUAGUUGUGGAAGUUCCUGCAUCUGGAAGAACAUCUGGCGCAUGCUGGAGAUGUUGAUGCAGGCCAGGACAGCCUUGGGGCAGAGGAGACAAGCUGACUGCCCCAAUGUCCUGGAAUAGAGCCAGCCCUCCCAGCCACCCCCAUACCUCCUCUGUUCCUUACCUUGGGCAGAUAAUAGAAGAAGGGCCCCAGCCACAGCAGCACCGAGAGGACGACUAUGCAGGAGAAGAGGCCUGCCAGCUAGAAAGGAGGAGGGAUGGAAGCAGAGAAGCAAGGGGACCUCAUCCACCCCUGUGUGAGAGCUGGCCGCCCUGCCCACUCUGCCUCACCUUCCUUGGAAGUCUCCCUCCUCCCAAAUCCCCUUCCAUGAAGAUAUUCCUCAGUCUCCCACUCCCUUCUUGCUAUUCUGCCUCUCACACCUACCUUUACCCUCUCCCAAUGAAAUGCCUCUCAUUCUCCAGUCUCUUA